AUGGCAGUGCAACGUUGGAUUAACGACAACUUGCGCGACUUCGAGCCGGCCCAGGAAGCGCCGCCUGGUAUGGACGACUCGCUGCUGCCUUUGAUUUCAGAGCCAGCGAAUAUAGUGGAAGCAGAGGCAGAUGGUCUUACCUCUGCUGGCCAGAACGAACAGGCAGAUGGUUUUACAUCUGUUGCCCAGAACGGACAGGGCCAGAAUGAUAGACCGCCCAAAUUGAGAAGGCUGGUCGCGUUUUGUAUAAGCCCAGAGAAAGCAGAGCAGCAACGCAUCCGCGACUUGGAGCAAGAGCUGCUCGAGUGGAAAAAACGCAAGGCCGAGCUGCGUCUGCAGCUCAUGGCUGAACGUUUGCUAUUGUCGCACUAUGAGGCCAAAAUGGAACUUUGGGUCGUGUGGGAAGUCCUUCGUGGUCUUACCCCUGGCACCGCCACUUCAAGCCGGAAGACUGAGUGGUCCAGCAAGUUUCCACCUGGUCAGUUCGUCGCGGCGCUGGUCCCGCUGGCAAUGAGCAGCUACAGAGACCGGUCAUACAGCCCCAUUGCGACGUACAUCCAGGAGGAGCUUCUCUGCCACAUCGCCAUGAAGGCGACCUCGCGGGACCGCUUUGGCCGCAAGAGAGCCCGCUUGGUCAUAAAGGGCCUUCAAGCUGAGGUCGCAUGGCGGCAUUUUGUGCGGGAGACCAACAAGCUGGCAAAGCAAGGUCUGCUGGCAGAUCUGGAAGAUGACAAGGUGGCCUGGCACAGCUGCCCGCCAGCCCAGCGGGUCCUGGAGGAGGAGGACGACGCUGCCGCAGAGGAGGAGGCUGAGGAGGAAGAAGGCAAGGACGACGAUUCCGUGGACUGGGGCGGUUCGGAGGAGUCACUGUCUGAGGCAGGAGGGCAUGCUGAGCCCGAUGAUGUAGAGCAGGAUGAGGCGUCUGAUGGUCUUACCUCAGACGAAGAAGCGCAAGAGGAUGCUGCGAAAGAGGAUGCUGCGACUACGGCGCCUGCUCCGCCCAAGACAAGAUGGGAACGACUGAGAGACUUGGCCUUCAGUCAAAUUGAGGCAGCCAGAGACGAGAAUGGUCUCAGCCAAGAGGCUGUCAACCUGGUGCGGAGCGUUCCCAUGGCGGAGCCACUGCCCAGGGUGGCCCUGAACUUGAGGAUUUCUUGCUGCGUCGCCUGCUUCGCCCGUGGAUGGCAGCUCAGGAAAGCGCUGCCAGCAAAUAUUCUGCUCCAGCGAAGCCACAGGCAGAAUGUGCGUUUCUGCAUUUCUUUGUAUGAUGAUGCCGGCAACGAUGGGAAGGAGACAAGAGAUUUCAUCGAAGAAAAUUUCCAGGAAGAGCUGGCAAGCGGGUUCUUGGUGGUCCGCUUCACCAGCGAUUUGAAGCAUUUUCAUUCCUCCGUUUGCAAGAACGCAGCUCACAAGCUGGCAUUGUUGGUGCCUUGGGGCCAAGGCUUUGUGUCCUCGGAUGGUCUUACCUCCUGGGACACGGACUGGACAAGGAAGCCGAAGACCUGGGCCGACGUGGCGCCAGCGACAGCUGGCGGCACGGACACACGCAGGCACAUUUUGGUUAACGUGGACGCCGAUAACCUUUUGUCUGGCAAUUUUGUUGGCCUCGUUGCCAACAACAACCAAGUGCACGCUGGCAUUACGAGUGAGCCGGCGCAGAUUUUUGCUUUCCGCUGCGUGGCAGGAGGAGACAGUGGCUGCACAGGCCGCAUAGGCGUGACACAGGAAACCUUCCUGCAACUCAACGGCUACGACGAGUCGUUCUACCCGACCGGCUACCAGGACAUUGACUUCUUUGAGCGGGCGAAGCACAAGGCGCCGGGCUGGGCCUAUCGACUCUCCUUCUUUUGCGGGUGGUCGAUCCCAAACGACAGAGACGAAAAAGUUGCCCAAUCCACUGCAAAGAGCCAGCACGCGGGCUGCCUUCUCGCGUGGUCGAUGCAAAAUCAAAAAAACAGGGACGUCAGCAAACAGCAGCUUCUUGAGGGGCGGUGGUUCCGGAAUACGGACACGAUUCCUCAACCUAGCAAAGCGCUGCUGUUGCUGAAAGAUUUGGGUGGCCCCGACUUCUCCAGCUGCUCCUUGCUGGCUGCUGGAAGGAUCAGGGAUGGUCUUACCUCCCAGAUCAAAAAGGAAUUUACCUCCGAAGUCUCUUCGAGUUCGGGAUUGACAGGCGAGAACCCUGCCAAGACAAGGGAGGUCGAUGAGGCGAUGGCAAUGGAGGUCGACCAGGUGCCGGAGCCCGUCCAAGCCAGGAAGGAGGAGGUCGAUGCGCCGAUGGAGUCCGCAGACGAGCCGGCUACAGCGAAGCCACGUGGAGCGGACGGGCCUACGGCUGGGAUGGUCUUACCUCCCAACCGGAACCGCGUCUACGUGGACAUUGUGACAUGUGGGGCGGCUAACCUGCAGUUCACCUUGGGCCCGGCCAGCGGCAGGAACCGCCUGCCAAAAGCCCUUUUUCAAAAAUGCAAAGCAAUGAGGCUGAGGGCAACUUCCCAAGGAGAGCGGACGCUGGACCAGAACCUACUUAUUGAGAUGUUGCGCGAGGUGGACCUUUUCCCGCGCAACAGCACGGAGCAGGUUGCGUUGGACACUCGGGUCUUCCACGACCCUUUCAGUUCAAACACCCUGCGGGACCACGUAGGCUACCACCCCGAGAUCAUACGCAUGGUGGCGGAAUCGAAGCCGUCCUGGUUCCACUUUUUUGUCCGCUUUGUGCGACGCGCGGUCCGUCUCGCGUCAGAAGCCGACGUCCCCGCGGGUCAGCGCAGGUCGGUCGCUGUCCUCUGCUUCUGUAAGAGCGGCAACCACCGCUCCGUGGCCAUGGCGUUUCUCCUCCAGCACGCCUUACAGCACUCCAGCCUCAUAGAGGCAGUUCAAUGUGCUCACGUGACCGAGAUGGCAGGGAACUGGGCAGACCGCCAGUGCGGACCCUGCGACAUUUGCCGUGGGCAACCAGACCAGGCCAACACGGCUCAUGAUGAUAUGCUGCGCCAGGCGAAACAUCGCGCCAGGAGUGCCUGGAAGCAUGCAGUCCAAAGCGCGUGA
Symbiodinium necroappetens is the source of this 3048-nucleotide messenger RNA. Lineage: Eukaryota; Dinophyceae; Suessiales; Symbiodiniaceae. The record is from the annotation of a GenBank genome assembly.